AGUAGAGUUCUGGGGUAUCAACGUGGCGAUAGGACGUACACGAUAAAGCGAUGACUCCUCAAGUUCUCUUCGUCACCGUCGCUUCCAUUCCACCCCUUGAUGGCCUCGAUGCUGCUUCCAUGGUUAGAUUGUCAUUUCGCUGUUGCCAAAGAAGGGCUACACCGUGUUGUGCGGCUGGAAGAUUACCUUCGGGCCUUUAUUGUCGGCCUUGCAAGUUGGCUGUGUCUGGUCUUCGCGACACAGACGAGCACCACUUGCGCAUGUUCUUGGUUCGAAUGUUGUCACAUCAUCAGGCUGGGCAGCCAGAAGGUGCCGAAGUCGCAUCCAUCGCACCGUGAGCAAACCAUUAUUACCUCAGGCGCGUUCCUCUCGAGCGCUAACUUUCUACCAAAUUCUCUCUGCGCAGAUCCUUCUCACUCCCAGGCUCUCGCCCGAAAAAAUCAUCUUGGCACACCCCCAAAUAAAUUCGAUUAUAUCCAUAAACAAAAUGUUCCGGUGCAGGACCAUGGGAACCCAGAGCCGCGGAGCGCAGAACGCAGCGACGAUGCUCCACCGCAUUUCCGCGAACUAUGGGUGCCUGUGGAUCGAGAUUCUGGCAAGGCCUAGCAAUUUAGGGAAUAGUGGGGUAUUGAUUGACGGGAUCGAACCGCAGAAUGCGGGGGGAUGUUACACUCUCGGAGGAUGAACUCAAAAAGAAUGCAUUUUCGUGCAUUUUCGUACACAGCCUGGCGAAUGAGCGGGUUGUAAGGUUUAUUCACUAGUUACGUUCGUUAUCCUCGUGGGUUUCGUGCGGAGGAUAUUCUGUUCACGUUCCAAUACAAAAAUUUGACCUUGACAGAGGCGUGAAUUUAAUUUGAA
Molecule: messenger RNA, 858 nt
Organism: Suillus paluster
Lineage: Eukaryota; Fungi; Basidiomycota; Agaricomycetes; Boletales; Suillaceae
Exons: 1
Coding region: 100-606 (168 amino acids)
Source: RefSeq, a predicted model, not a curated record